AUGGAGCAGCUUACGCUGUAUUUGGGUCACUUCCUCUUCCACGAGUCUUUUCCCGACAGUGAGGUGAACACGCCGCCAAGCGUGGGCGACUGGCUGAAUUUCUUCCAAAUCUGGGUCCUCCUUUUUGGGAGCACAACAACAUUCGCAGUUGCAAUCUGGCAUCCGCCCAGCCGUGCAAUCGAAAAAUCUAUUGUCAUUCUCGCCUAUAUUGCCUGCGCCUACGGUUCCUUCCUCCCGAUCAUCCCGUACUUUUGGAAGCCUAAGUCCGGAACAGGCCAACUCGGCCCUGAUAUGUUCCUCGCAGCGCACGCUCACUGCGUGAACUGGUUCGUCACUGCCGGUAUCUUUCCACUGUCGCUUCUCUUCGAGUGGUUUGCUCUACGGGGCCAUCCCGUUCCUGGCGGCUUAAGCAUCAAGGGACUGGCCAUCCAGGCGGUGGUGUUUAUUUUGAUGGGUAUCUCCUGGACUUGGAGGAUGACAAUCAACGAUGUGACCUGGGUGGAGUGGUACGAGUUCGUCGGCUAUCCCGCCGUGGAUAAUUUCCUAUUCGGCGUGGUUCAGGCUCUCUUGUUGGCGUACGUAACUUGGUGGAGGGCUCCGAAUGCGGAGGGAGCAGCACAGGAACACGGGGCUCCAGGCGAGACUAGCCCCCUCCUUCCUAACUGA
Messenger RNA from Scedosporium apiospermum, 666 nucleotides. RefSeq lists its product as uncharacterized. The coding region runs from base 1 to 666 and encodes 221 amino acids. NCBI's taxonomy places the organism in Eukaryota, Fungi, Ascomycota, Sordariomycetes, Microascales, Microascaceae. The transcript has 2 exons. The record is from RefSeq and is a predicted model, not a curated record.